UUUGGUAUAUUUUCGUAAAUAAUUUCUAUAUUAUGUACAGUCCAAAACGAACAAAAUAAGACCCUGUUUUAAAAUAGAGCUUCUGCUGGUUUUACUGGCAUCCUGAAGGGGCAGCACUGUCCCUGGUUACAGAGCGUGGAGACGGAACUGGGAAGUUAAUUCAAUAAAUCAGUGCUUCCUAAUUGAACCGCCUCAUUUAACCUAAUGACAAUUCGUUAAGUACAUUUCAUUAUAACGGCAUUCAUUUGCACUGAAUAUUGGCAAUACAUGUGUAACACUGCUGCACCAUCGAGAGAAAAUCACGCUAGGAGUGACCUAGUUUCCUUACGUGAAAAAUGACGUUCACUUGCGAUCUGUCAACGCCUAUGAAGUCAUAGCAGGUGUGGUUAUAUUUUUGUAGCGUUACAGCAGCGAUUGAACAUCUUGAGGAUAGCCGAAUGUGGUGACUUCAGUUAUGAUUCAUUGGCAGUUUGCUUACUAACUCACGGGGUCUGAACGUCACAGUUCUUGCGUUUUCAGUUGCACGAAGGAUACUGUGCUAUAUGCAACUGUAAAUAGUGGGAGAAGGAAGCAUUAUAAGAUAACAUGGAGCUGGCACGAAAAGAUCACAUUGUUAUGACACCAAAAUGCAAAACUACUGAUUCAACAACCCUUGCGAUUGAACGUAGGGCAGUUCCUUUGGAUGAUACCAAGAAUGACAAAAUACAUGUUGCUGGUGGUGACCACCAGGGAAUCAUAAUUAACAAAGAACUGGCAAAGGAUGCGGAUGAUAGCCCAGCACAGCUGUCCCUGGAGUUCAGGGUGUUCCUCGUGAAUGCCCAGACAGGCAGCCAUACACGCGAGAGCCGUACGCUGCACUAUUGGUUCGCAGAGGAGCUGCCAGCGGCGGAGCGUCCGUCUGUGGCUCAGCUGUUCUUCAGGGAGCUGGUCAGCCCACAAGAAUUCCCCAGGGAUUAUGUUGGUUUCAUCAAGAAAGUUAUGAAACUGCUGCAGCAUGGAUUUACUGGUAUCCAGAAAGUGGAAGUCACUCUAAAGCAGCUUGGUACAUCUGACCAACCUCCGCCUUCAGCUAGACCCUUAUCCGCAGAUGAGAGCACACUGGGUGCCGUCGCUCCGCUCACAGAAGAACGCAUCAAAGAACUGCUGGAAUCUUCUUUUCCGAACCCGGUGACUGCGGUGGAGCUGGCGCGUUCCAACGGCUGGUCCGAGGAGGAAGUGCAGGCACAGUUGUCACAGCUGACGGAGAAGGGCAUUGCCAAGGCUCUUGAGCACGGUGCAUACACACGCGCAGUUGCUACCAAAGUGCAGGUUGUGCGUAACAUGCCGGCCAUGGUGCAGUCCAAGCAGCCGACAAUCGCAAUCAUCACUGCACAGUACUGUGAGAAGUUGGCAGUGGACUCCAUGCUAGAUAACCGGGAAACCUUUGUACGGUACACAACAGUCGGUACAUUGGCGAAAGACCCCGUGACUGGCAAGUCGGUGAGCUUGAAGCGUUUUGGAGAAUCAAAUGUCUACACAUUGGGCAACAUUGGAGCACACCGUAUCGUAUGCACAAAGUUGCCAACUGUCGGCCACACACGGGAGGCCAUUACUGCUGCGGGAAAUACAACAACCAGGAUGCUGGGGACUUUCCAGAAAGUGGACCAUGUGUUUUUGGUAGGUGUCGGAGGUGGAGUGCCUCACUACACGGACUACAGGAGGCACGUCAGGCUCGGCGAUGUUGUCGUCUCGCAUCCUGUUGAUGGCAAGAGGUCAGUUUAUGUCUAUUGUGAGAAUGCUGCAUUAUCGGAGUCUGGUGGGGCAGAGUUUGAGAUAAAGGAAUAUUGCCCAAACAACAUGGGACUGCAGGAGAUUGCUGCCCAGCUGCAGGCAGAGGCAGAAUCCCGGGACGAACCACCGUGGAUGCAGUUGAUGCGGGAAGCAAUAAACUCGUUGCAGUCAGAGUCCGAACACAAUUUCUCUCAGCCUCCCGCUGACUCAGAUAAGCUGUACAUGGCUAUUGGAGAACGGGAUCUCAUAGAAGUGGCCCACCCAUCCCCACAAGAAGGUGCUGAAAAUCACAGGCGGAAAGGCUGUCCAUGGCUCCACCUGUCUCCCGUUGCGUCCGGGCGGGGCGUAGCUCGUGAUGAAGCGCUGAGGCAGCAGCUGGCCCACGAGACGGGGGCACUCGCAUUUGACUCGGAGUUCGACGCAGUGCUCGAUGCUGUGACUGGGUCAUGCAGAGACAGCUUCCUUGUAGCGCGCGGUAUUGCUGACUACCGCGACGGCGGCCGUCCAGGGGCAGCAGGCUCCCAGUGGCAGCCAUAUGCCGCCCUCGCGGCUGCAGCGGUUGUGCGCUGCAUCGUCGAGAGAGUCCCAGCUGUGUGUGACUAGCAUCUGUACUGAGAGACAACACUCUUUGCUGGUAAUUUAUUUCAUUAGGCAGUCCAAGACCUCAUUCAAAUUCCUAAUUUUUAUAGAACUUGUUUUGGUCAUAUAGAGGAUAAACUUGGUUUAGAGUUUUAUUCAUUAAUUAUGCAUGAUCACUAGAAAUUACAUUGUAGGACUGUGGUCCUUAAUCACAGCUAUGUGGCUUAAGUUGUUAUAUUUGCCACAUUGUUCAUUUUAUUGAAGACUAGUUGUUGCAUUUAAUUGUAAAUUCAAUACUGGUAACUAAUGCUGAGUUUCGUAAAGAAUAUUCAUUAGUGUGUGUGUGUGUGUGUGUGUGUGUGUGUGUGUGUGUGUGUGUGUCUAAUAGGGAUAGGUACUUUUUGAUAUUUUAAGACUGUGCUGCUCAUCAUAAUUUGCUGUGAAGAGGUCAUCUUACUUCUAUGAUACUUAAAAACACAUCCUCCUGUCCAAAUAUGUUGUUCCUACUGUCACACACAUAAAUGAUCUGUGUUGUAUUGUCUUCUCUUGACUGGCCGGAGAGAUAUAAUUAUAUUUUCCCAAGUUCAUUUUGCAUGUACUCUCUUCACAGCCGUGUAGUUUAUUAUAUGCAUGCUGGAUUUUUUUAUUUUGUUAUUAAGUAUACUGUCUCCUGUUUCUUUUGGGAACAGUGUGUUUUAUUAGAGGGAACUGUUACGGCAGAUAUUGGUCCAUAUUUUAAUAUAGGGUAGAGUAUAAGUCAUGAAGAGGAAAGUUAGAAGUACAGAUAAUAUUGUUAUAUAAGUUAUAAGGUGUGCCAGGAUCAGGAUGUAAUUGUAAGGCAGCAAUGUGUAACUGAGGUGCUAACAUUAGACUGGACUAGUACAGUUA
Messenger RNA from Schistocerca piceifrons (Central American locust), 3237 nucleotides. RefSeq lists its product as uncharacterized. The record is from RefSeq and is a predicted model, not a curated record. The transcript has 13 exons. Gene Ontology annotation, molecular function: catalytic activity. Bases 586 to 2373 code for a protein of 595 amino acids. NCBI's taxonomy places the organism in Eukaryota, Metazoa, Arthropoda, Insecta, Orthoptera, Acrididae. Gene Ontology annotation, biological process: nucleoside metabolic process.